Anneissia japonica is the source of this 2680-nucleotide messenger RNA. Its product is annotated as transmembrane protein 64-like. Lineage: Eukaryota; Metazoa; Echinodermata; Crinoidea; Comatulida; Comatulidae. The transcript has 4 exons. The record is from RefSeq and is a predicted model, not a curated record. Bases 303 to 1229 code for a protein of 308 amino acids.
GUUGAUGACUCGACUCGCAGAGAAGUCAGAGCCGAGACAGCGCGACGUCGACCGUGUCCGUGUCAGGCUUGGUCGAGCCGUCAAUCAUCAUACACAUUCAUUUAUCGUCCACGCACUGGCUCCUACAUUCGCCUGCUCAUGAGUCAUAUUACUACGUCCGGACUAAAUUAAAAGAAAAGAAACCUAGAACAAUUGUUAUUAGGCAAUGUCGAUGGCGAAGAAGUACGUGUGGCGAUGAUGUAUGAUGAGGAAUUCAUUGUGAUUAAUUAGACGACUUAAUCGCCUGGCCACUUAGCAAGACCAUGGGAUGGUUUGAAUAUCUGUGCGUCUGGAACCAGAAAAUCACCGCUGCUGUUUGCGACCACUGCCGCCAGAUAUGUCAAGAAUGCUCGUACAGACGAGUUGUAACAUAUGCUGCCCUCACGCUACUCUGCUUUGGGCUCUUCCUACUAUUUAAAAAGUACAUGUUAAAAAUAACUGGAUUUUUGUUGAUCGGAAAUGAAGCACAAGGAUAUAUGCUUUUUUUACUAUCGUUUGCGUUAGUCUCCUUCCCAUUGAUGUGGGGAUAUAUUUUUAUAAACGUAGCUGCUGGGUACAGGUAUGGAUUUCUGUUGGGGGGUGGGAUCACUGCAGUCUGUGUCAUGCAGGCGUCGCUUCUUGCAUUUAUUGUUUGUCGGAGGAUGUGCUCAACCUGGAUGCAUUCUAAGAUACAAGGGGACUAUAUGAAAGCGAUCAUGACAGUUGUUGAAGGACCAAAUGGGUUCAAAGUCAUUGCACUGACACGGAUGAGUCCACUUCCAUUUGGGAUUCAAAAUGGACUAUUUGCUGUCACCAAUGUACCUACAUUAACAUUUAUUAUAGCAUCUUCUAUAGGAUUAUUCCCCACGCAGCUCCUAAAUUCUUAUGUUGGAUCCACUCUACGUUCCUUAGAUGAUCUUACACAGCAAAAUAAUUCAUCCAUGGGUUACUGUAUAGUAUUUGUACAGGUCUUUGUUAGUAUAAUUCUUACAUUUUACAUCGUCCAACAAGCCAAAAUGCAGUUAAACAAGACAAUUGACGACAAUCAGCAUCUAUUACUCGAAGAAGGCAUAAAAACAGACUUUGAUAAAGAUGAUGAUGCCACCCCGUUGAUGAUUAUUGAAGAAGAGUCCGAGAUUGAUACAACAAAAAUUACCAAGGAGAACGGAGUUAUACCAAAUGGCCACACGCAUUGCAAUGGUAAUUCAUGAAAAUGCAUUUGGACAGUACACAUAAUGCCAGAUAGGGUGAACCAGUUACCAAAUGUUUGUAAGUUAAUAAUAGGUAAAAUUUUGAAUAAGCUAUGGAAUAUUUACUACCAAUGAAAUUUGAUUAUUAUUAAUUGAGGUAGGGUGUUUGUACACCAGUUUGUAUGUUAAAUGCUAUCUCACUGCAGGUUGACAGUCAUGUUAAGUUGUACCAAAGACAAGCCAAACCAGUCACUCGUUGCAAAUCGUGUUUCAGAUAUAAUGACCAAAACAUGCUGCAAUGUCAUUAUUUUUGAAAUCAAUUUUGCACUAAACUAACCUUUAUAUAUCUAUACAUCAUGCUAUGCUGUUAUUUUCUCCAUUUUCAAUGUUAAAACUACAAUUUUUAACAAUUCGGUGAUGGUUUAUUCUUGAUAAAUGCCCAAUAUAAACUUUGAAGGCUGAUUUUUUAAAUAUUGUUCUUUAAACAGCUGUAUGUUUAAAUGCUUGUAACUUCUUUAGAAAAUGUCGGAUUUAAGUGAUUUUUUAACCAUUUUAUAGCUCUCAUUUUACUGUUCAACACUGUAUUAAUAACUUAAAAUUUUUGUGACGAGUGACUGGUUUGGCUUGUCUAUGCCACAUAUAUGUACUUUUGCGUGAUGGCAUAUUCAUAGAGGCCGUACAUACAGUAAUAUCCACAAGAGAAUUGUUAUCAGGCACGGUAUUUAAUGUGCACAAAUAUAUUAAUGACUUAAUAAUGAUUUAUUUAUACAUAAAUUAAUCUUACCUCGUUUAAUAUUGUUAAGCCUUGUACACAAUAUGUGUGCACUUAAAUUAAGAAUUUUCAUGUGAUUGUUUUUAUAUAUAUCUUUGUAUUUUUCAGUUGUUUUGAAUGACUUAAUACCAAUGGUCUUUCUGUGCAAUUAUUCUAUUUUUAUUAUGCUAAGAAUGAAUGGGAUGGAAUGUAGUCCCCUAUAGACAGACCAUGCUGGCGUACUGCUGCCGAAAAGCGCCCCCAGGUGGGAAAAAGGCUUCAUGCUGGUAUGAUUAACGAGUAACUACAGUAUACACUCAUUGGCAGAUUACAUAGUCUUUUUUGUCUUCGUAUCCAUGAUUUGAAGGUGUUCCGUUGUCUAAUUGAUAUUUUCUGCCUGCUGUAUCUAUAAGUUAGUUAACACGUUGACUGCCAGACAUUUUUUUUAGUAUUUUUCCCAUGUGCCAAAAUAAGUAUUCAUGUAGAAAAAUAUUUUUUAAAAAUUUUUUCAAGUCAGAUAUCAUCAAAAUGGUACAGAAGUAUCGCAUGUUAACAGGCCAAAAAUUAUUUCUUGAGGCACAGUUUUUAGUCUCUGUCUUGGUACUCUGAUUACCACUGAUGAUACUACUUCUAUAGCUGAAUUUUUUUUUAUUGAAACACACCCACUGAAACUGUAUUAAAGCUUUAUAAACAAAUCUGUUUUUACUGAAUACCAAAUAUG